UACUGUAGUUGAAUUUGUGUUAAUACUUCGUUUCAUAAAUGCUGGCGUUAUACGAAAUAGAGAAUUUACAGAAAGCUCACAAGCUUCAAGCAAUUUUGAAGAAAGUCGUAUACCUUCUUCUCAAGUACAUUCAACAGAGAUCAAAGAAAAGGAAAAAAUUCCUUUGAUAAUGGCAGAGAGAAAUGAAGUUCUCACAAAUCAAGAAAUUCCUAAGGAUAUUAUAGACACUGAGGAGAACAAUAUAAAUAACAUGGUAGAUGCAAAUUUAGAUGGUGUGAUGAGAGAUAUCAGCGGAGGUUUCAAUGACUACGUUUUAGAUGAAAUGGCUCAUGAAAAUGGAGUUAUUAAAAUACGUAUCAUGCAGAGUCUUGAGUUUAGGUCAGCAGUAAGUAACAGUGAGCGAUACUGGGAAGAUGGCGUUGUACCUUAUGAAUUAUCACCGACAUACAAUGAAAGCGAGAUCGGAAUCAUUUCUGAUGCAAUCGAAGAAUUCCGGAACAGAACUUGCAUACGAUUUGUUCCUAGAAAAGAUGAACUGACAUAUAUCUUUAUAGAACCAGACAGUGGAUGCAGUUCAAUCGUUGGUAUGAUAAGAGAAAGGUCGAACAACGUUUCAUUGAGCACAGGAUGUUAUCUGAAAGGCACAGUUUUGCAUGAGCUCAUGCAUGUUAUAGGUUUUAUCCAUGAACAAAACAGGCCGGAUAGAGACGACUUUGUGAAAAUUUUUUGGGACAACAUUAUUGAAGAUGCGAAACUCAACUUUGAGAAAUAUGCAUGGGACCAAGUGCACAACUUCAGCAGUGGUUAUGAUUACGGUUCAGUCAUGCAUUAUGGUGCUUAUGCAUUUGCAAUAAAUGACAGUUUGCCAACUAUUGAACCUUUAAAGAAAGGCGUUGAGAUUGGGCAGCGAGACAAUUUCAGCGAUCUAGAUGUUAUAAAGAUAAAUUCGCUUUAUAAUUGCUCUCAAGAAAAGAAGGAUUUUCCAAAAAUUCCAAUUAAGCCGUUGAAGACGGAUCGAAAACAGUUGAAAAAAAUAAGGGCUUUCAGUUCAGAAAUACUGAGAAUGUUAAUGCAUCACUUCCUGGAAAUUGGAAAAUCUUUCAAAUAUCUGUUUAGAAAGCUACUAAAGCUGUUUUAAAUGAUAAGCGACUUAAGAAAGUCGUACUGGGGUCUUUUAUCACAAAGCUUUCUUGACUGAGCUGAUGAUCUAAAUAAACAUAAAUUAUACUCAAGCAUAAGUAACGUUUUGAUCUGCUAACCAUUCAAAGUUUUGAUUAGGUUCAGUUCCUAGUUAUUUAAUUCUCCAAUAGUGAUUUCGACAAUUAAUACAAUUGAAGACAUUAAAUACAAUAAAAGUACAUUUUGAAGUAAGAUUUUAAUUGCUACCUUUGUGAUGUAUUUUAACAGCAAGAUCUGUAAAUGUUUUUAUGGAAAUAAGUAGUUCAUUGUUUGAUAAAGUAAAGAACUGAAUUUCUAAUUAUACACAAACUUACGCUUUGUCUGAGCUGCGCAUAAACUGUCUUUACCAAGAGUAUUCUCUACUGCAGCUUACCAACUGUAUACUCCCUGCAACUGCAGGGUCCGCCAGAAAAUUAUGUACACAGUUUAACAGAGGGUAUCUGCACUUUGUUUUUCGAAAGUGAAUUGAAUUAUGUUUACAAUAUGUACUAUGGUGUUUGCUCAAAACAUAUCGGUACUCUCAUGCGUGUAAUAAGUGACAUAUUACUUAUGGUAGUGAAUCAAGUUGGAGUUCAGAGAUUUUGAAGAACGUCAUGUAGCGCAGGAAAUCGAUUACGGUGGAGGGGUGGAGGUCCUUCGUGAAGAAAUUACAGCGACAUGGUUUUUCCUCUGACACAUUCACCGAUAUUGUUCCUGUAACCGCUCUCCAUUGUGCAACGUGUCUGGUCAUUAAACGCCAUCACUCUGACAUUUGAGCAAACUAAGUAACUAUACAAAUGAAAGUGGAGGAAGAUUGUAUUAAAGUUAACCUAAGAUAUGCAUGAUUAUAUUAAUAUAUAGUUAAGUUCAUCUCUAACACAUAAUAAAGAAAAUUUCUUUCAAUAAAAUGUGCAUACAUGUUUCUGCCGGAUCCUGUAUUUCCAUGUAUUUUCUGCAUGAAAUAUUUUAUAAAUGAGUGGCUCUUCUCUUGACCUUGAAUUCAACCGAGAGUUUAUUAAAUGCGCCCUUUAAUAUGUUUUUGAGUGUUCACUUCCUAGAAGCUAUUAUAAUAGAUAUUAAAACUUAGCAUUUGCUUUGCAUGUGCUAUAUUACAUUUAUAUGUGCAUGUACAGUUUCCCUCAUUACAGUUACGGAACUUAACCUAGGAACUGGCUUUAUAAUGGGUGGGGGGCUAGACAAUCUAAAUCUCGCGUAAUAUAAAUAUGUAACGUGUCCUCGCAUACACGAAAUGAAUUUCGUACCACUUUAUUUUAUCUCAUUUUUAUUUCGUACUUACUACUGAAUUUCGUAUACAAUUUCAUUUUUACUUAUUGCCAGCACCUUAAGACUUAAGUUAUUAACUUCAGACAUAAUAACAAUAUACUUUAAUCAGAAUAUAUUUUAUUGUAACUCAAGAAUAUAGUGAAGAACACAUGUGUGCAUGCAUAUAUAGUAUAAGGAUAGCAAGGAUAUAGUGCAGAUAACAUGUGUGCAUGCAUAUAUAGUGCAGAUAACAUGUGCGCACAUGUGAAUAAAAUGUUCAGA
Stegodyphus dumicola is the source of this 2703-nucleotide messenger RNA. RefSeq names its product zinc metalloproteinase nas-4-like. The record is from RefSeq and is a predicted model, not a curated record. Gene Ontology annotation, biological process: proteolysis. Lineage: Eukaryota; Metazoa; Arthropoda; Arachnida; Araneae; Eresidae. Gene Ontology annotation, molecular function: zinc ion binding; metalloendopeptidase activity.